AUGGCUUGCUGGAGCCACCAGCUUCAGGCACACCGUAGGCGCAGCAGCAGCAGCAUCUGCAGCAGCAACUGCAGCAGCAUGCGGUACUUCUGCUGCCCGCUCAGUACAGCAGCAGCUAGCGGUCAGCUGCAACCCCAGCAGCAGCAGCAGCUGCUGCUGCAACAGCCGGAAGCAGCAGCAGCCUCCAGCAGCAGCGACGCUGCACCAGCCCCUCGCCAAGACCAGCACCAGCCCGCGCAGCAGCCCCAGCUCCAGCAGCAGCAGCAGCAGCACGACCAGCAGCAGCAGCAGCAGCAGCAGGACUAUCUGUAUGACGCAGAAGAAGAAGUGCUAAGCCCCGAGCAACGCCAAGAGAAAGAGCGGCUUAUUAAACUCUUGGCGAAGAAGCUGGCGGGGCCCUUAGCAGACGCAGACGGCUGCGUUCCCACAGGGUCUGCGCGGCCGGUGGCGAUAGAAGUGGACGGGCCUUCGCACUUCUAUAGCGGCACUGAACAGUACACUUCUUACACGAAGUUGAAGCACCGGCUUUUGACUCGAAUGGGGUUUAAAGUGCUGCACGUUCCUUACUUCGAGUGGCGCCGCCUGCGGGGGCAACGGGAGCGAGAGGAGUACAUGAAAAAGAAACUGCAGGAGGAACCCUCGGAGUGGCUAGACCCUCAAGAUGAGGCCUUCUACAACCAAAGAAUGGGGCUGCUGCAGCAGCAGUACCAACAGGAGCUGCAGCGGCAGGCAGCAACUUCCCAGCAGCAGCAGCAGCAGCAGCAGCCGCAGCAGCAGCAACACCAGCAGCAAGAUGGCCCCCAGCCCCAAGAGGGGCCACAGCAACCGUGCAGCGUAGCCCAGCAGCAGCAGCAGCAGCAGUGGCAGCAACAGCGGCCACAGUGGCCGCAGCAGCCGCAGCAACAGCAGCAGGAGCCGCAGCAACAACAGUGGGAGCAGCAGCAACCUUCACAGUGGCAGCAGCAGCAGCAACCGCAGUGGCAGCAGCAGCAGCCGCAGCAGCAGCAACAGCAGUGGCAGCAACAGCAGCAACCGCAGUGGCAGCAACAGCAGCAGCAACCGCAUUGGCAGCCACAGCAGCAGUGGCAGCAGCAGCCACAAUGGCCGCAGCAGCAGUGGCAACAGCAACAGCCACAGCAGCAGUGGCCACAGCAGCAGCCACAGCAGCAGUGGCAACAGCAACAGCAGCAACCGCAGUGGCAACAGCAGCAGCAGCAACCGCAGUGGCAACAGCAACCGCAGCAACCGCAGUGGCAACAGCAACAGCCACAGCAGCAGUGGCAGCAGCAGCAGCCACAGCAACAGUGGCAGCAGCAGCAGCCACAGCAACAGUGGCAGCAGCAGCAGCCACAGCAACAGUGGCAGCAAUUCCCACAGCCUCAGUGGCAGCAGCUGCAGCAGCCACAGCAGCAGUGGCAGCAGCAGCCGCAGUGGCAGCCGCAGCAGCCACAGCAGCAGUGGCAGCCGCAGCAGCCGCAGCAGCAGUGGCAGCAGCAGCAGCAGCCUUGGCAACAGCCUCAGCAGUGGCAGCAGCAGCAGGGCAGCACAUGGGACACCCAGCAAGCCUACCAGCAGCAGUCUUGGCCGCAGCAGCAGCAGGAACACCCCCAGCAGCAGCAUGAGCAGCAAGAGCCGCAGCAGCAACAGCAGGCAGCCGCCGCAGCUGAGCUGCCGCAGCAGGACGGCGCAGGCUCAGCUGACAACGCAUCAGCGCCGCUGCAGCAACAGAACUAG
Molecule: messenger RNA, 1734 nt
Organism: Eimeria tenella
Lineage: Eukaryota; Apicomplexa; Conoidasida; Eucoccidiorida; Eimeriidae
Exons: 4
Coding region: 1-1734 (577 amino acids)
Source: RefSeq, a predicted model, not a curated record